This is a messenger RNA of Dacryopinax primogenitus, 1914 nucleotides long. RefSeq lists its product as uncharacterized. Lineage: Eukaryota; Fungi; Basidiomycota; Dacrymycetes; Dacrymycetales; Dacrymycetaceae. The transcript has a single exon. The record is from RefSeq and is a predicted model, not a curated record. Bases 608 to 1777 code for a protein of 389 amino acids.
GGCGCAGCAGGCACAACAAAUGCCGCAAGUCAUGUCCCCGCCCAUCUAUAUGUCCCCCUACAUGCUCCCACAAGGCCAGCAUCAAUCCUGGUCUCAUCCCUCUGAAAUAAUGCGCCCUCCCUGGGCAUCGCCGCCCGUGGCGACCUCUGCCUACAGCUACCUUCCUCCCAUGCACCAGCCCACCCCACCACAGGUGCAGCCUCAGCCGCCCUAUCUCACUUGGUCGGCUUCGCCUAACGCGAUUCCGCCAGGUGCACUUAGGCGGGGUAUUAGUACGGAUAGUUCCCUAAGCGGAGAGACGAUCCGCGGAAUGGGAAGGGAAUGGGCGGUAGUUUCCCACCCUGCACCUCAGGAAGGGGCCAAACUCAAACGGAAGCCAACCAAGGAUAGGGAGGAAACGUACCAUUCUCUGGCGGACAUGGGGUCUUGGGGCAGAAGUGUCAUGUCUGCCGCGGUGGGCACGGGUGCCAACGAGUUGGGGCAGGUUGUUAACCCUCCCGCGCCGCAGCAGAUCAAGGAUGCGGAAAGAGAGAGGGAAAAGGAAAAAGAGAAACAGCACCAGAGGGAGGCGGAGGAAGCAGAGAGACAGCGCGAGCGCACCUCGGAGAUGACACGCAAGAGAAGCAUCUCUCAGCAUGUGCCUGUGGCUAAGCUCAGGCAGUUGCAACGUGAUGCGGAGGAAGAACGGGAGCGGUUGAUGCGAAAGGACCAGCAAGUAAAGAACGAGCAGACUGGCUUUGGGUUACUGAGGUACAGAAGCCGGAAAGAAAGCAAGGAGGGGAGUGUGGAGCGGAAGGAAAGCAAGGGUAAAGGGAAGGAUAAGGAGGUCGAGCGCAAGAGCUGGGACGAUGAGACUGCCCGGGACCUCCGCGAGCGAACGGACAGCGUCAUCACCAGUGUCGUUGAUGGUCGUCGCGACGCCCUCGGCAGGCGGGAAAGUACCAUGAAUGGCGAACCCAGGCAGCGUCGCAUCAGCUCGGACAACAUUUCACCCCCACGGCAGAUGGCUCCCCAAUACCAAAACUCACGCCGCGAGCGUCCGCCAUACGUGCGGAAGCGCAGCACCUCCAUUGACUCUGUUCUGAAUGCGGCGGCUCGGACGAGCGAGUACUAUGGGUAUGGCGCGCGUCCGUUAGUCGAACAGCCCGCAUAUAGUUAUUCGUCCUAUCCGAAUGGCGCCAACACCUGGUCAGCAUCGCACGCACCACCCCGGUACACCCCUGUACCUGUUUCAUCGCUCACCUCAUCCCGAUCGAUGAGUAGGCAACCUGGAUACACCCCCAUGACCGCGGGCGAGUUCAGGAGCCGUAGGCUGAGUACUGGCUCGCGUGGCAUGGAAAGAAGCGUAUCUCAGGCGCCGCUGCCAGCACCUGAGCGUCCACCCAUAGGCGGAUCAAACUCUUCACCUCCUGCUGUCACGAGAAGUACGUCAACGAAAGCCGGUGCUGGAUCGGGCUACACGAGUUUCAGCAUCUCCACAGGCCAGGUAAAUGGAAAUGGAGUUCCUCACGGUGCCGCCUUCGUUCCCGGGAAUGGAUCGGCUACUACUGACACGAAUGCCGCGGCCCGCCGAGUGAUCCCUGCCCCAAACAUGGACUGGAUGAAGUUCACUGAUCCUGCACCCAGCUCGACAUUUGUCGCAUCAUAUUCCAACGGAACUCAAAGUGCAUACGGUCCACCAAGGUCAAGCUAUUACACCAACACUGGCUUCAGCUCCGCGGAUUACUGGAAUUCUUACGCGCGCGGGGUGCCCCCAGUUGCUGGACGGGAGAACUAACAAAAGGACUUAAAGAUAUACCCCUUGGACCGCUGUUUUCGCUUCAUCACUGUACAACGUCCGCAUCUCGCAUUUUCCCUCCUCGAUAGAGAUCUUUGCAAUCUUCGGCUUAAAUUUCUUCUCUCAACAAGAUGACA